AUGUCAGCUUCUGCGCAGGAAGAUUCGUGCAUAGUUGUGGUCAGUAUAUUCCGAUACCACGUCUGUAACAAGAAUUGGGUUACUAUCAUCGGUCUCGCUACGGUCGCACUCGAAUUCUUCUUCUACGGCGCAUACGCCAUCCUGUACACCAUUUGCAUCCAUGUCCUAACCAGCCGCAAAGUUCCGCGAUACCGAGCUCAUUGCUUUAUCAUGACGCUGCUCUUCUUGUUCUCCACGAUCGGGAUCGCGGUUAACACUUUGAUAGUUUUUGCGCAAAUACCACUCUACGACCCAUCUGGUGCAUUAUCCGCCCAGCUCACGCCUUAUCAACUCAGAAAUGCCGCUGUAGUCGGACCGAUGAUGUGCGUGGUGGCGAGUGCCACUGGAGACGUCUUCUUGGUAAUUUCAGCUAUUACUCGCCGCGUAGACCUUGACCUGAUCAAACCGUAUCAUCUUAGCUCUGGAGGUGCUACCGCGUCUGGAAUUCCCGCAUCAGAGUUAUAG
This is a messenger RNA of Marasmius oreades (fairy-ring Marasmius), 504 nucleotides long. RefSeq lists its product as uncharacterized. NCBI's taxonomy places the organism in Eukaryota, Fungi, Basidiomycota, Agaricomycetes, Agaricales, Marasmiaceae. The record is from RefSeq and is a predicted model, not a curated record. The coding region runs from base 1 to 504 and encodes 167 amino acids. The transcript is spliced from 5 exons.